Molecule: messenger RNA, 834 nt
Organism: Caenorhabditis briggsae
Lineage: Eukaryota; Metazoa; Nematoda; Chromadorea; Rhabditida; Rhabditidae
Exons: 4
Coding region: 1-834 (277 amino acids)
Molecular function (GO): protein binding
Source: RefSeq, a predicted model, not a curated record
AUGGCAUCCGAGAAGAUGAUCGAGGUUCGAGUUGACAUGGAGGAGGGAGAACCACUUGGUGCAACUCCAAACGACAAACUGGUCAUCACCAAGAUUCAACCAGGAACUAUUGCCGAAGGAAAAUUGAGAAUCGGUGAUCAAGUGAAGGAAGUGAAUGGAGUCAAAUGCAAGGACUGCAAUGACUUCUUCCGUGCUCUUCGUUUCGCAGCCCCGUGUGCCAAAAUCAUCGUAAACCGUGAUGACAAGAAAGCUGAAGAGCUCGAAGCCCGUGUUCAUAUUCCUGCCGAUCGUGCCAAGAUCAUCCAAAGACGCGAAGGGUAUGUCUACGAGUUGGCUCUCUCGUCUGGGUUCAGAACGGCCCAAAGCUUGGAUUGGGAAUCAAACAUUUCCAGGUUGGCAGCAAACCGUGUUCUCGUGUCUCGCGUUGAUCCUGGAACAUUGGCUGAGAAGUGUCUGAUUCUUGGAGAUCACUUGUGUGACGUGGAUGGUGUUCCUGUGACUGAUAAGGAUGUCGCCAGAGAUCUUCUUGUCAAGAAUCUCCAAGAAAAAGGAAAAGUCACUUUUGUCGUUGAACGUCCUGAGUCCAUUGAUGCCAAACAAUGGGCUAAACAAGCUCUGGCUGCCAAUGUGAUGCAACCACCAUCUGUCCAAAUGAAUGACGAUGUCAAAAACAUUGCUGCCCAGUAUCGUCAGGCUCUUCCAGGAUUGAAAACUCCAUCCAAAAGUGCCAUGUCUACUGGACGUAGUGCUCGUCAGGUUCAGAUUGUUGAACAGACUCAGACCCACGAAAUCGGACAUGAUCACGAAGGAAAAGCUCUCAGAAAAGUCAAGUAA